Molecule: messenger RNA, 516 nt
Organism: Lolium rigidum
Lineage: Eukaryota; Viridiplantae; Streptophyta; Magnoliopsida; Poales; Poaceae
Product: RING-H2 finger protein ATL79-like
Exons: 1
Coding region: 1-516 (171 amino acids)
Source: RefSeq, a predicted model, not a curated record
AUGACGCACCGGAGCAACCACACCGCCGCGUCGCCCCCGGCGAACAACGCCACGGCCCCGUCUCCCCGGCGGCCGGCGCCGCUGCCUCCAUCCCCCGGCGACGCGGCGUGGGGCCCCUACGCCAGCUCCCGGGCGUUCCUCUCCAACGUGGCCACCAUCCUCAUCAUCCUCGCCUGCGUCUCCCUCCUGGCCUUCUCCCUCCACGCCGCCGCCCGCUGCCUCCUCCGCCUCCUCGCCCGCCGCCGCGCGCGGCCGCCCACGCCCAAGCCCGUGCCCGACGCCGACGCAGGGUGGCCGGCGGAGGCCGGGGUUCAGCUGGCCGGCGGGUGGGCCGACGCGGAGUGCGCCAUCUGCCUCUCGGAGCUGGUGGCGGCGGAGGGCGGCGAGCGCGUCCGCGUGCUCCCGGCGUGCGGCCACGGCUUCCACGGCGCCUGCGUGGACGGCUGGCUCGCGGCGCGCGCGUCCUGCCCCACCUGCCGCGCGCCGUCCCGCCUGUCCCUGGCAGGAGAGCCCUAG